ACACAUCUCCCUCCGCUGCCUUGCAUCUUUCUCUCUCCCACACCCCUCUCCCUCCACCACCUACACUCGCCCCUCUGUUGGCCAAAAUUGAUUGCAUAUCCCACCACUAACCACAUGCCCUAGCGGCAGUGGUGCCGGAGGCUGCCACCCCCUUUCCCCCAAGCGCAAUAAGCUCAGCCUCGAAGGCCUCUACCUGCACCACACCUGCCGGGGCCCAAACGCCAACCAGCAAUCUCUCAUCAACCCUCCCAAGAUGGGCGAGUUGGCCGUUAACAACUGGACUGUCUUCGACGGGCCAGGGUCUAACGCCAAGCUUGUUGCACGGGCACAGGGCCUGCACAUCAAUGCCGGUGACUGGCACCUUUCCUACAGCCUAGUGUUCGAGAAUGGAAGCAGGUACCCAGGAUCUACGCUACAGGUGAUGGGGACUGGCAAUGAAAAAGGAACUGAAUGGGCUGUUGUUGGCGGAACCGGAGAGCUUGGUAUGGCGACCGGAGUCAUCCACAAAAGGCUUCAUGAGCACAACGGCGACGGAAAUGUUUUUGAACUUACUAUCACAGGGUUCUACUUCUUGCAAAAAGACCAAUCGCAGCCUAAAGCCCAGAAGCUUGAGUCGUGGGGUGGAAGUGGAGGGUCACCAAAGGACAUCACGGAGCCGCCAAAGCGCCUGCAAAGCAUCAGCAUCUCGAGUGCCACGGUCAUCGACUCCAUCGCCUUCUCUUACACUGACGAAGCUGGCAAGGAGCAGUCCGCAGGUCCAUGGGGUGGUGCCGGUGGCACUCUUCGAACGAUCCAGCUUGGAGCAGAUGAGUUUGUGAAGGAAGUCUCAGGAACAUACGGGACGUUCAAGGGCGCCACCGUUAUAACCUCGCUGAAAUUUGUCACCAAUGUCCGGACCUGGGGACCUUGGGGAGAGAAGUUCGGGACCAAUUUCGGCGGCCCUGUGAAGAGCGGCCAUGGCGUCGCAGGAUUCUAUGUGAACGCUGACAAGUACGUCGACAAGAUUGGCCUCUACAUUCACCCUGUCUAACUCUCAACAACAGACGGCCAGUUUCUAGAGGCCGACGUCUUCUGUUGGUUUCUGCAUAAAUUGCGACUCAAUAGUCAAUAGUGCAAAAAUAAAUCAGACGGCGAUCCUCGAUCUCUCAUGCUGAUGAUCGACAACUAUAUUGUUGGUACCUUGUACUCCGUGAUCUAUAUACACUACCGGAAUU
Panicum virgatum (switchgrass) is the source of this 1214-nucleotide messenger RNA. RefSeq names its product protein GOS9-like. NCBI's taxonomy places the organism in Eukaryota, Viridiplantae, Streptophyta, Magnoliopsida, Poales, Poaceae. The record is from RefSeq and is a predicted model, not a curated record. The transcript has 5 exons. Gene Ontology annotation, molecular function: carbohydrate binding. The coding region runs from base 254 to 1030 and encodes 258 amino acids.